Molecule: messenger RNA, 294 nt
Organism: Pleurotus ostreatus (oyster mushroom)
Lineage: Eukaryota; Fungi; Basidiomycota; Agaricomycetes; Agaricales; Pleurotaceae
Exons: 3
Coding region: 1-294 (97 amino acids)
Cellular component (GO): mitochondrial inner membrane peptidase complex
Source: RefSeq, a predicted model, not a curated record
AUGGGUGAACGACCCUCGACGCAGUACCCGUCUUCCAAGGACAAGUGUCGAAUAGCGGAGCUUUUGCAGUACACUUGCGACCACACUGUGUCCGAAGGCAAGCCUCUGGUCCAUUGCUUUCCGAUACCCAGGAUAUUUCGACUGUGCCAGGGCAAACCAGCGGUGGAGAUAACAAAAUUCGUUCAAGUGGACUUAAACACAGGUGAGGUGGAAUUACCACCCAAACCGGGUGAGUUAAUUCCAGAGGCGCGCCCUUGGAGAGAGAUACGAAGAUACGAAGGCUCUAGUGCAUAG